AUGAAAGGGGGUAAGUUAUGCAAGGAGAUUAACUUUGUUAAAAAAUAUGUUGAAGAAAUGAUGAAUGAAACAACACAUGAUUACAAUUAAAGUAUGAAGAAAGAUAUUUUGGAUUAUGUUCUCAAAGAGGAGAGAUUAAGAAUAGGAAUUGUAGAAAUUAUUGAUUAAAUUCUAGAAUAUGGCUCUGCUGUUUAUAAAGGUAUAGAAUCUAGUGAAGUUUGGAAAAAGAAAGUUAAUGAAGCUAGCGAGUGUAUAAUUUAAUAGUCAAUUACUCUAUCAUUGUUGAAGAGUUGGUAAGCUAAAUAUUCUAAAAUGAAUUUCCUAGUUUUAUCAUCUGUUAAGAUUAACCUAUGAAUAUUAAUUAUUUUACAAAAGUUUAAUAGGAUCGUAUUUAAGAAGUUAAUAAUCAUUUAUAAAAUCAAUGGCAUAAAAGAGGUAGCUUAUCUCUAUUAAAAAGAAUUACAUGUUACAAAUAGAAAUAAAAGAUAUGCCAUGUUAUUCUUUGAAAGUACUGCUACUUUAAUGAGUAAUUUAUUAAGAACUUAAAUUAAUGAAUUUUUAAUUUCAUAGAGAAAUUUCUUUAAAAGAUUUGAUAAGAAGAUUUUAAGAACAUCUUAAUAAGUUAUUGCUGAAGAAGAUGGUUUUGAUAAACCUAUUGAAGAUUUUUUUCUUACUAUCAAACUCUAACACGAUUGA
Molecule: messenger RNA, 696 nt
Organism: Paramecium sonneborni
Lineage: Eukaryota; Ciliophora; Oligohymenophorea; Peniculida; Parameciidae
Source: the annotation of a GenBank genome assembly